Molecule: messenger RNA, 909 nt
Organism: Aspergillus novofumigatus IBT 16806
Lineage: Eukaryota; Fungi; Ascomycota; Eurotiomycetes; Eurotiales; Aspergillaceae
Exons: 1
Coding region: 267-518 (83 amino acids)
Source: RefSeq, a predicted model, not a curated record
GUACAGCUGGUAGUCUACCAUGUUCCCAGAGUCGAUUGCUAACAUACACUAACGGGGCUUCCGUAGUUUCAACUGAUACUUGAGAGCCUUGUUCGUGCUCCAUAUGGGCUUUACCUGACAAGACCUCCGGAACCAAAUUGGAAAGGUUCGCAGCUCUGCGCCGGUCUGGGUAUCCCAGAGCUUGAUAGUUAUUCUUCGCUUGACGAGCCUCCCACUGCACUGCAUGUAGCAAUUAGCAUACCAUCCCAAGGCUGGUAGGCCUCAAAAUGUAUUUAGCAAUCAUAAAGUUCCUCCAUCUGCGUGACAACUUAACAAACAUAGCACUAUACUCUCUCAUAAUCUGUAUCUUCUCCUCUAUAUUCAUUAUUAAACACAUUCUCCCAAAGUCCCUUAGCAGUUAUUUAGUACUUAUAAACCUUAAUACCCAUACGCCCACUCUAUCUGUCGGCCAACUAAACUCCACCAUCUUUUCUUCUUCCUCUGUCAUCUUCCUCGUAUCAAGGUGCACCUCAACCUAAUCCUCCCUACUCAGCCACUGCAUCACACCAGUCCUUCGCAGGAGAUUACAGAAUCCAUCUUCUUUAUCAGCACUGGGUGAGCACUGCGAUACAUAAGAGCAGGGGAGCAAUGGGAAAAGCAUAUUAAUAAGGUUAGCUUUUUUCUGAGAGCCCCACCAGUUAAGGGUUAGCCAUAGACAACACAUCCCCAUUUGCAAAAGAUAGUCUAUUUAGUUGUUGAUAGAGGAGGGUUUGUAGGGCACGAGCCGUCCGGUUAGUCAUCUGUUACUGUUUAUUGAUGAAAAAUAGGGAAACGGUCCGCGUUAAUGGGAAGUAAGCAGCCAAUGGUUUGUUGGCAGAGAGUCAAUAGAAAGGUAGAGAUGAUGGCGACAGUCAUGCUGCCAAACCUCAU